Messenger RNA from Suillus bovinus, 390 nucleotides. RefSeq lists its product as uncharacterized. NCBI's taxonomy places the organism in Eukaryota, Fungi, Basidiomycota, Agaricomycetes, Boletales, Suillaceae. The transcript has a single exon. The record is from RefSeq and is a predicted model, not a curated record. The annotation marks the transcript as partial.
CAACUCCCAAAAUUUCACCAAGCUUUCUCAUUUAUUCAAGCGCUUCGUGCAGCAUCUCUUGAUGACCCAGUUGCGAAACUUACACCUGAAGCUCUUGAGAAACUGCGAAAUCCGCCUCAGCAGCCACCUCUUAUCGCAAGUGCAAUUAUUCGUCAUGGUAUCGAGAUGUACUUUCAUCUUGAACAUGCAGCUCAGGCUGCAUAUAAGGGGAUUGCCGAUUCUGCAGCAAGAAGUUUUCCUGGAGCAGAAGAUAUCCCAUCUUAUCGUGGUGUCGAACACCUCGUCGCAGAACUUAGUGGUAUUGACUCAAUCAAACACCACAUGUGUUUAAACACUUGUAUCGCAUUCACCAGUCCCUUUUCUGAUCUCGACCAGUGCCCGUUCUGUGAC